AUGAUAGUGAUACUGGAUAAGUGUAACUUAUUGAUUGCGUGUCUUUUUCGCAGUGCAGUUUCCUGGUGUGGAAAACUGAAUGCUAUAGCUUGUGCCUCUGAAACAUGUGCUAGAAUUCCCAGCUCAACUGCAAAUCCACCAUUUUGGAUCCCUAUACAUAUUGUGAUCCCAGAGAGGCCUACUGAAUGUGCAGUAUUCGAUGUCCUAGCAGAUUCUCCUCGUGAUUCUGUACAGUUUAUUGAGUGGUCCCCUACUUGUUGUCCCCGUGCAUUAUUGAUAGCUAAUUUUCAUGGGAGGGUAACUAUUUGGACUCAACCAUCUCAAGGGCCAGCUAAUCUUGUACGUGAUACUAGCUACUGGCAGCUUGAGCAUGAGUGGCGACAAGAUAUUGCAGUUGUUACAAAGUGGCUAUCAGGGGUGUCUCUGUAUAGGUGGCUUUCAUCUAAGUCUAGCUGUGCCGCCAAUUCAAAGUCAAUAUUUGAGGAAAAGUUUAUUUCUCAACAGUUUCAAACCUCAGCUAGAUGGCCCAAUUUUCUUUGUGUGUGUUCUGUGUUCUCAUCAGGCUCGGUUCAACUUCACUGGUCACAGUGGCCUCAUUGCCAGAAUGCAGCACCAGUUAGAUGGUUUUGCACUAGUAAAGGGCUACUGGGUUGUGGACCCAGUGGCAUUAUGGAUGCUGAUGCUAUCAUCACGGACAGUGGUGCCAUGCAUGUCGCAGGUGUGCCAAUUGUAAAUCCAUCCACCGUUGUUGUUUGGGAGGUUAUGCCUGGUCCUGGAAAUGGUUUCCAAGCAACUCAAAGACAAGUAUCAAUAACUGUGCCCCACCUCUUAGUCCACCAAACUGGAGCGGAUUUGCCCCUUUAGCUGCCUAUUUGUUUAGUUGGCAAGAUUAUCUGAUAUCCGAAGAAAAGCGAGGGAAAAAGCUAACAGACCAAAAUAUUGGGGAUUCUAUACCACUUCAUUGCUCCCCAGUUUCGAAUUUUUCAGCAUAUGUGAGUCCUGAAGCUGCAGCGCAAUCUUCUGCAGCCACGACAUGGGGCUCUGGUGUAACAGCAGUAGCCUUUGAUCCAAC
Arachis duranensis is the source of this 1072-nucleotide messenger RNA. RefSeq names its product mediator of RNA polymerase II transcription subunit 16. Bases 1 to 864 code for a protein of 287 amino acids. The transcript is spliced from 7 exons. Gene Ontology annotation, biological process: regulation of DNA-templated transcription. The record is from RefSeq and is a predicted model, not a curated record. NCBI's taxonomy places the organism in Eukaryota, Viridiplantae, Streptophyta, Magnoliopsida, Fabales, Fabaceae. Gene Ontology annotation, cellular component: mediator complex.